Hydra vulgaris (swiftwater hydra) is the source of this 1648-nucleotide messenger RNA. RefSeq names its product retinol dehydrogenase 11. The record is from RefSeq and is a predicted model, not a curated record. NCBI's taxonomy places the organism in Eukaryota, Metazoa, Cnidaria, Hydrozoa, Anthoathecata, Hydridae.
AUUUAUUUACGUUAAAAAUUGUUGGCUGAAAUUCGUUAAAAAAUGUUGGCUGAAAUUGCAUUAGGUUUAUUUUUAAUUUUUGGUGUUUAUAUUUUCGUAUCAAAAGUUGGUAAACAUGCUAUAUGCACCACAACCACAAGAAUGGAUGGGAAAACUGUAAUAAUAACAGGUGCAAAUACUGGUAUUGGGAAAGAGACAGCUCUUGAAUUAGCCAAGAGAGGAGCAAUUAUAGUAUUGGCAUGUCGUGAUUUAAAAAAGGGUAAUACUGCUGUUGUGGAUAUAAAAAAUCAAACUAAAAACGAAAACGUUUUUUUAAAAGAACUUGAUUUGUCAUCAAUGCAAUCCAUUCGUUUGUUUGCAUCUUCUUUCUUGAAGGAGUUUAGCUCUCUUCACGUUCUAAUAAAUAAUGCUGGUGUAUUUUGCCCACAACAGAAAACUAAAGAUGGAUUUGAAAUGCAUCUAGGUGUAAACCACCUCGGACAUUUUUUAUUAACAAACUUAUUAUUAAAACAUAUGAAUGCAACUAAUGAACCUUGCCGCAUUAUAAAUGUUACAUCAAAAUUGCAUGAAUUUGGAAAAAUUAAUUUCAGUGAUAUUAAUUUUGAUAAUAACUAUUCAAUAUACAAGGCAUACUCUCAAAGUAAGCUAGCAAAUAUAUUGUUUACAAUAGAAUUGAAUAAAAAGCUUUCUCAUUCUAAUAUUACAGUGUAUGCUGUGCAUCCUGGUUUAGUAUUGACCAAUAUACUUCGUCAUGAUUUCUUUACAAAUCACUUUAUUCCAAGGUGUUUUUUUAAAACUCCAAAACAAGGUGCUCAAACAUUAUUAUAUUGUGCCACUCAAAAAGGUUUGGAAACCUUUUCUGGGAGUUAUUUUGCAGAAUGUCAAAUUACCAAAUCACGUAACGCUUCUAUCUCUGAUGCAAAACUAUCAAAAAAACUCUGGGAAUACAGUGAGAAAGCCACAAAUACUUCAUUUCCAUUAUAGUUUUUUAAAAUUACUUAUUUCAACUUGUAUUUAAGAAUAUUUUUAAUGUUAAAAUUUUUUGAUGUUAAAAAGUUUUGUAAAGCAUUUAAAUGCUUUUUAUUUAUUGUUUAUUCAGUUUUAUAAAAUUUCUACUUAUUUUUUGUUGAUAUUGCUUUUCAACAAUCUUUAAGUUGUAUUUUCCUAAAUUUAUUUAAAUUCAUUUCUUUAUUUAAAAAGUUACUAUUGUUUUGAAAACAAAAAUUAUUUUAAAUAAUAUUUUGCUUUCUCUAAUAUGAUUUAUUUUUAAAAUAAUAAAUUUAUCUUUAAAAUAAAUUUGUUGAACCGAAAUACAGUUUUUUGUGCUGGUUUCAAAUCUGUAUUUUUUUAUAGUUCGAUUAUUUUGAUGAUUAGUUAAUAAUAAAUUUUAUUUUAGAAUUAAUCAUAAAUCAUUUAUGUGUGGUAAAUGUGCAGGAAUCAGUUGACACCUUUGUAUUUUUUAUAUUGCUCUUUAUGUAAUUUAUAUGUUAUGUCAUUAAAUCUAAUUACGCUUUUUCAAAAAUUAGUGAGUCGAUAUUUAAAUGUAUAUUGAAUAAAAGAUGUUUUAAAUAUUUUUUUAUAUGCUGUACCAAAUAGAUUGUGUGACUUAAAUCAAAAAGUUAUAUAGAAAAUAACAGAAAGUUAUAUA